UCCAUGGAUUGCAAGAGGGUGAAAAGGAACGCUGGUUGGAGCUCGAUUAAACUAAAUGGAAUUGCUCAUGAGUUUGUUGCAGGAGAUGAUUUGCAUCCUCAAACCCAGGAGAUAUACCUAGUUCUACAUGGAAUUACAGAACAUCAACUUCAAGCAUGACCCGAAACAACUCCCAGUUGAGAUUAGGAAAUCCAUGGAUUGCAAGAGGGUGAAAAGGAACGCUGGUUGGAGCUCGAUUAAACUAAAUGGUAUUGCUCAUGAGUUUGUUGCAGGAGAUGAUUUGCAUCCUCAAACCCAGGAGAUAUACCUAGUUCUACAUGGAAUUACAGAUCAUCAACUUCAAGCAUGACCCGAAACAACUCCCAGUUUCCAUGGCAACCGUCUGUUAUUUUUUAUUCAUACCCUUGAGUCGGUUUCUCUCUCUGUCCCUACAGGAUAUCAGUAUAAAAUUAAACUAUACUGUAGCGACAAGACGUGGAGCUUCAAGAGGCUUCUACGUUGAUCUGCACUCUGUUAAAUCUCGACAAGUGUCCCUUACUUUACACUAUGCUACGUGGCUCCAGAACCCUCUCUUAUCCAUGUCUACCUGCAGUGACACUUUCUAUUUAUAGGCCAAAAAGUCCACAACUUUUCUCCAAACAGCAAGGAAACAAGCAAAGCGAAGUGAGAAUCUUGUGACAUAAACAUGGCAUUCAGAUCAACGAGGUUAUAUAAGUUUGUGGCAACCCAGUUGGGAGGAAAUGCAAAGUACGCCACCUGGACACCACCGAAACCAAAGGCGUUCUCACAAAUCGGCGAUGUGGGUCUGAUCGGAAGGGCGGAGGCGAGCAAGGGAAGAGCAAGGAAAGGUGAUUUCGUGCCGGUUUACGUGGCUCUAGGCAUGAUAGCCAUGUCGACCAUGAUGGGACUGUACACGGCGAAGCAGCAACUGAUGUACUCGCCGGGAGUGCGGGUAAGCAAGAAGAUGAGGGAGACGCUCCCGGAGGUGGAGGACCCAGAUAAGGUGGUGGAGGAGGCAGAUAAAUUUGUGAGGAAAUCCUUUUUCAGGAACUUGGCACACGUGCAACAACAUGAUUUCACUGAGAUACCCGCAAUUGAUCCCAUUUGUGCUGAUGAUUCUGUUCUCAGAAGUCAUGUUGAGACGCUCAAGUCUGUUGGGGUCGAUCCUAAACUCCAUUGAUCCGUAUUACCAUAUAAUUUGUUGGUUCUGUUACUUUGGCUUUUGGAAAAUCCUUUUCGUGUCGCUUUGGUAGAUGAAGAGAAAGUUGAAGACGAAAGAAAUAAUCAUGUUUGGAUAAAUGUUGUAUGUAUAAAAGCUAAUGUAAUUGCUUGUGUAGAUGCUUAGAACUACUUGUAAGUUAAUGCAGCGCGGGGACUUAGUUGGAAGAGAGCAGGAAAAAAAGGAAAAUUUUUGAAUAAAAAAUGUGUGCGCAUCCGGGGAAUCGAACCCCGGUCAGUACCGUGGGAGGGUACUAUGAUACCACUACACCAGAUGCGCUCCCAUUUUUGGGAGGUCUAAA
Messenger RNA from Carica papaya (papaya), 1520 nucleotides. RefSeq names its product NFU1 iron-sulfur cluster protein. NCBI's taxonomy places the organism in Eukaryota, Viridiplantae, Streptophyta, Magnoliopsida, Brassicales, Caricaceae. The record is from RefSeq and is a predicted model, not a curated record.